Eruca vesicaria subsp. sativa (arugula) is the source of this 910-nucleotide messenger RNA. The record is from the annotation of a GenBank genome assembly. Lineage: Eukaryota; Viridiplantae; Streptophyta; Magnoliopsida; Brassicales; Brassicaceae.
AGUCAAGUCAUGGAACCAAUCACGAGUUUCAAGGAUCUCCCAUUCUUCUUCUCACUCUUUCUCUUAACCUACCUCCUCGGCUACUUAUUCCUCUUCCGCACGUGGACCCCACCCUCUCGCCCCUUAGCCUCCAGCUGCCUAAUCUCCCUCCUCCACGGCGUCUCCGCCGUAUACCUCGCCGCCAACGCCCUCCUCUCCGACCCCAACCGCGGCUUCUCCUCCGCCAACACCCCGUCCCAGAACUCCGUCCUCGACUUCAGCUCCGCCUACUUCCUCGCCGACCUCCUCCACCUCGCCGUCUUCCCCUCCCCCGCCGGCGGAGACGGGCUCUUCGCCGCGCACCACGCCGCCGUGCUCUUCGUCUUCCUCACGUGCCGGUACCUGGUCUCCCACGGCGCGUGCGCUCUACUCGCGCUCCUCAUCGUCGCGGAGGCCACGAGCGCGUGCCAGAACUCGUGGACGCUCGCGGAGGCGCGUGGUACAGACGCUCCGAUCGCGGUGAGUCUUCACCGUUUCGUUACGGUGCCGUUUUACGCGUCGUAUAGCGUUUGUAGGUGCGUUUUGGCGCCGUUGCUUAUCGUUAGGAUGACGUGGUUUUAUGUAAGUGGGGGAGCUGAUGACGUCAUACCUAGGUGGGUUUGGGUGUCGUGGACCGUCGUUAUUGUCGUUGCUGUUACCGUUAGUAUUCUUUGGAUUUGGAAUUUGUGGGUAUUGUUUUUUCAAGAAAAACGAAAUUCUAAAAUUGCGAAAAAGAUUCAGUAAAAAUAUGAUUUUAAUUUUUCCUUAUCUCUCAGAUUUGUUAUCUAGUAAGAAAAAAAAAAGAAGAUUUGAUGUCUAUUUUUAGCGUAAAGUAAUAUCUCUAAAUCAAAUCAUAUCCGUUGAUUUGGAGUUUAACCCCACAUAAUCAACA